Messenger RNA from Asparagus officinalis (garden asparagus), 1415 nucleotides. RefSeq lists its product as uncharacterized. The transcript is spliced from 11 exons. NCBI's taxonomy places the organism in Eukaryota, Viridiplantae, Streptophyta, Magnoliopsida, Asparagales, Asparagaceae. The record is from RefSeq and is a predicted model, not a curated record. The coding region runs from base 97 to 1317 and encodes 406 amino acids.
CAAACACCCCCUAAAUCUCUUUCCCCAACCCCGGCCCCUGAGCGGGUAUCCCCUAACCCUAUCUCAUCUUUGGCGGCGGUGCUUGAGGGAGACGACAUGGAAGGCAGGAAAGGCGAGGAGGCUAUGCAGAUUCAGGAAGAACUCAGAAAGAUGUACGCCAAAACUAUUUAUCUGAACCGGAAAUACCGUUCCCUGGAACAUCUAAAUUGUUGGCUUGAGGACGCGGAAGGCGAUCGCCAAACGGAAUAUUCACGUCACAUUGAAAAAUCCUUCCGGCGCUGGCACCAUGACCCACCUGACCAGAAGGUCUCCAAAUUGAUUGAUGAAGCGACAGAACAUUUCAGCAUGGAGAGGAUCUUUUCCAAAUAUUGGACUCCCGAGGCAGCAAUUGAUACUAAACUUAAGGAGAUUGAAGUUGAGGAUGAUCCGUUAAUGACUAUUCGCCUCGAAAUCGAGGAUUUCAAGACGGUGGACCGAAAACUACGGAUAGAGUGUGAACUGAGCCCAGACCGGGAAAGGCUCCACUUCCUCUUGUUCCUCCUCGAGGAGGACUUUUGUGACUUGGUUGAUGAUUAUUUGCAUGUUGCAAAAGCCUACCGUUCAGCUAGAAUGGAGGAAAUAAAAAGGGAACCAGAACUUUUAUCAUGUUCGGUGGUUCCAGAUGGUAGGCAAAGAUCUACCAAAGAACAUGUCCCUUGUGGUGAGCUUUCAAAGAUGAAUUUCACAGCAUGCAGUCAGCUGUCUAGCUUGGUGGAUGCUGUUGAUGCUUUGAUUAAUGCAACAUUUCGGAAUAUUCUGACGCUACAAGGGACUAGCAAAAAAGUUUUGCUGGUUAAAUUAUUGGCACAUAACCUGCAUCACCUUCUUACUCCUAUUGUUGAGCUCAGACUUGAUCUCUGUUUAAGCAUAGGGAUUUUCCGUGAAGAUUGUGAAUCUCAGUUGAGAUUAAAUAGGUUACAAUCUGGAGAGGUAACGAAAACUAGUUUGGAAGACUAUUUUAACUUGAAGGCAGAGCUUACUAAUAAAGAGAGAAGAAUGGUUCAUCAUAGGGUACAAACGGUAAGAGGACUUGUAGGUGAUAAGGUUGGAGCAUAUGAAGCUGAAGAGUACUUAAUCCUGUUAACAAAGGAGUAUGAUGCAAAGGUCUUCGGUUGUAAGAUUAUUGGAUUUUGGCUCCUGUGUCCGUUCAGAGGUUGUGAUUGUGCUCAUAUGAAAUGCAUGUUUGAUGUGAUUGGGCAGUUUAACUUAGUUAUGCGUCACAUAGUUAGCAGUUAUAGGUGCUCGUUUUGCCAUAAUCUUCAUGACACAGUUUGUUAAGUACACAUGUUUGUUAAGUACACAUGUUUGUCAUUAUUGAUUAUGAUAGAACGUACUAAUUGAGAACUUCUUGAAAUAAUCUUUCUUCCUUUUUCCCA